AUGAGCGUCCCCUGCAAAGCUGCUAACGCUGCCACUCGCAGUGCUUGCCGUGCGGCUGCUGUCGAGGCUGCCAACACUCCUAUCAAUGUCAAGCUCUCUGAGGUCAAAACCAUGUGUCCGUUCUUCGCCAAGGUCUCGAGUAGCCCGGACGCCUCGACUCUGGAGGCCAUGGCACACGCCUGCCCAGUGAUGAGUGCGGUCCAGAAGCCAGUUGUCAUCCAAGACGACACGAAUAAGUUGGCCUUUGAGGAGGCUCUGGUGACUCGUAAGGACGAGAUGUACGAGGCCAAGUUCAAGUUCAACAUUGAUAAGCUGCAGGAGGAGGGCCGUUAUCGCUACUUCGCUAACUUGCAGAGGCAUU
Messenger RNA from Perkinsus marinus ATCC 50983, 361 nucleotides. RefSeq lists its product as hypothetical. The transcript has a single exon. Lineage: Eukaryota; Perkinsozoa; Perkinsida; Perkinsidae. The record is from RefSeq and is a predicted model, not a curated record. The annotation marks the transcript as partial.